AUGCCGUCCAAAGCGCAGUGUUGGGUCGUAUCGUACGCUCGCGCGCGCGAGGGCGCGCCUCGCUCGGGCUCUCAAGAGGGAUUGCUCACGAUUCCGAUGCAUUCACAAGUGAUGCUGUUACACACCCAUCCCGACGGAUCCCGUCUGGCACAUGCGGCGUACGUCGCCGGACUCUCUCCUGGAAAACGCAUUCGCGUCGGUGAUUAUGAUUGCGAGCUUUUGAUGCUCAGUCCGCACGGAGGCGGAGGUAAUCCGGCGUAUUCGGCAGCGUUCGUUCGACCGGGAGACAUCAUUCCACAACAGCCGUCACAGGACAGUGCGUCCUGGCUCGAGUGGUUUCUCGAUGAAGAAGACGAUAGACCCGUCGUGCAGCUUCGAGCGCCACCUCUUCCGCGCGCGGAAGAUCCGCAGCCAUCUUCGCCGAUUCCGUUCGGAUUUGGAGUCACCACGUACGACGAAAGAGGAGGAUACGCGCCGCACGCGCGUGGCGGGCAGCAGACUCUCGGUGGACAGAGAAUGGCAUACGAACAAGGUUCGCGCGCGUAUGCGACGCGUUUAGCGCCGGCUAGCGUGCCGGUGUAUGAGCAGGAUCAAACAACGUGUUCGGCUCCUGUGCCAUCACCAACAUCAGCGCCGAUCGCUGAGCGUCGAGUCGAGACCGAGCGAGCGCCUCGACCCGCGCGAGCUUCAGUGUUUGAGGAGGAGUUCCUCGACGAAGAAAAUUUUGAACGCGAAGUGCGAUUUGUAGGAAAUGUACUCGAGGGCGGCGUCGCGAAUGUGAAACGAAAUGCGCUUCCGUCCACAAACGACUCGAGUGGCGAGGCUGGAACAGCGGAUGAGAUGGAGGCGCUUCGCAAACAGCUCGCCGAGCUCGAGCGUCUAACGGGUGUGAGCGCUGACGAAGCCGAGCGCGUAUUGAACGAAAACGCGACGCACAAUCCAGAGCUGACUAAUGUGCCAAAUCUUCCCCUAGAGGUUGAACCAAUCGUGACAGAAUCAGAAUCAGCUAAAGGGGCGGAUGUGUCAUUAACGCCGAAGACGGAUUUCUUCUCUUCUGCGUCGGCUCGUUCGCAGUCGAAUGUCUCAUCGCACCACGAGGCAAAUGUUGAAGUUCCGACUGCAAUUUCAGUCGCGUCAAACGUUUUCAAAGCGAGGGAGUCGGACGCGAUUAAGAAAGCGUCGCAAAUGCCGCCGCCGGUUGUGAAAGAGCCUGUCGCGUGCGCACCGGUCGUCCGUGCUGCGGCACAGAAGGUUAUAACGCCGCCAUCAGCGGCGAUACCGUUGGUCACUGCUGUUACGCCGUAUGAAGUUGAAACAAACGAUGCGUGGGCAGCCGCCGUGGCGCGGCGGAAUCGCUCGGUCGAGGAGGAAAGCGAUAUCGACGACGACUUGGAUGAUUUAGCCGACGUGGAGAGACCGCAAGCGGUAACGAUCGUAAAACCGUCGCAGCCGACCAGGGUGAAAAUAGAUGGAGCGACAGCGGCAAUGCGAGAGCCCGAACUCGUCAAACGCGAGAGCCCAGUGUCUUUGCCGAAGGGUGAAAAUAUCUCUCCGAGCAUCACAGCGCGCGCGGCUGUUUUUGAGGGCUCGGCGCCGAUAAAAACGGAUGAUGAUGUCGAAUACAAAACAGGGUCCGUAGCUCAGCGCGCGAGCAUUUUCGGAGCGCAAGCGUCAUUGAAAAGACGAUGA
This is a messenger RNA of Ostreococcus tauri, 1689 nucleotides long. RefSeq names its product unnamed product. The coding region runs from base 1 to 1689 and encodes 562 amino acids. The transcript has a single exon. NCBI's taxonomy places the organism in Eukaryota, Viridiplantae, Chlorophyta, Mamiellophyceae, Mamiellales, Bathycoccaceae. The record is from RefSeq and is a predicted model, not a curated record.